This is a messenger RNA of Rhizophagus irregularis DAOM 181602=DAOM 197198, 2862 nucleotides long. NCBI's taxonomy places the organism in Eukaryota, Fungi, Glomeromycota, Glomeromycetes, Glomerales, Glomeraceae. The record is from RefSeq and is a predicted model, not a curated record.
AUGACGUCAAGUAAUGCUGUAAAGUUGAAUAUAAAUACUUUAGAGACUAUUGAAAAUGAGUUUAAUAUUGAUUUUAUUAAUGAAAUAAAUACAAACAGAACAGUUUUUGAACAAGAAACUUUUAAAAUAAAUGAAACGGAUAUAGGAUUUGAUGAAAACUUCGAAUCUGAUAGUGAAUUUGAUAGUUUUGAAAGUGAAGAUGAAGAAAUCCCGGAUAAUAAUGAUGAGAGUGACAUAAUAAUUGAGCAAAAGAAAUCAAAUAAUUUAACGUCAUGUGUAUUAAUUGAUAAAAUAGAUGGCAGAAUUCAAAGAUGUAAAAAUAAAGAAAGUUUUCGAACAUUAUGGCAAUUGGUUGGAGUAUGGCAGAUAGAUAAUGAAGGAGUCUCAGAAGUAAAUGGAUCUCUGGAAAAGUUAGGAGUGUGCAGAAAUGGUUGUUCAAAACAUUCAUGGAAAUUACUAGGAAAAAGUAUACAAAUUGCGUGCAAUGGACAACAUACAUGUCCUGCUCUUGGAGAAUGUAAUCUAAUUUGUAAGACUGCGUUAAAAGAUAUAAAAUAUUCACGUUACAUUUGUUCAGAAUGUUAUGAAUUAGAAGGUGGUCACUUUCAUGUAAAACCUGGAAAAGGCAAAUUACUAGAAACGUAUAUUGAUCAAAAGUACCAUGAUGAAGAUCCUAAAAAAAAUUUGGAAAUAAUUGCACGUUGGCUUUUUUAUGUUAAAAAUAAUAAGAAUAAAGAAUAUCAAGAGAAGGUUCUUGGAAUAUUUUUACCUACCUAUCUUCAAUUUUUAAAUGCAAAUUACUUGUACGAAAUAAAUACAGAAAUUGUUUCUAAUCAAAGUCAAUCGAUUACUACAUCCUCCAACACAUCUCAUAAUUUUUUCACCCCAACAUUAUUAAAACUUCCUACUUUUUUUAUGGUUCGAGUAUUAACGCGCUUAAAUCAAAUUCCAAUUUAUCCUGAUGAAAAAGAAUUAGAAGAUGAUGAUUUUGAAAAACUUGGAAAAUUAGCUGGAGAUAAACUAUGGCAAUCAUAUAAACGUUUAAAGACUAACAAAAUUUACCUUCAAUCUCCAACUAAUAUCACUGAAUAUAUCGAUGCAUUUCCUAAAUUCUUGAAAAUAUUUUUUGAAAAAAUGUUUUUACAAUUGGAAUUAAAAAAAAUAAUACGAUCAAAUCAAUACAAAAUAUUACAUAAUAAACCUUUGAAAAAAUCUGACCCUCAAAAAAUAAAUAAGACAAUUUCUUUUUUACUUUCAGUAACGGUAGGAUAUGCUUUUCCUUAUUUCGAUCUUUGGCUUCCUACUAUAUUAUCAUCAUUAAUGAAGGAUAUUAACCCCACAAAACGGUUGAUAAGAGGAAAUAAUGUGUUCAACUUGGCUAUAAUUGAUAACAUCAAUUUUAAAGAAGUUAGCUUUAGAUUCGGUAAUAUAUAUGAUGUAAUACGUGGAACUUCACAUGCAACCCUCAGAAUGGUAUUUCAGUCAAUAUUACCUAUACUUACUAAUGAAACACCUGAACCAGUUAGGGAAUUAAAUGUUGAUACUCAACUUUUUGGAAUGACAUCAGGAAUGCAUACAAUGCAAGCAAAAAUUGAUCAAACUUUUGAAAAAUUGUUAAAUUUUCAAAUGGAUAUAAAUGGAAAUAUAAGCUAUAACAAAAACUUAGACGUUGAGAUUAUUGAAAAAGAAAUUCUAAGCAAAUGUGAAUUUGGUUGUUUAAUUCCACCUCCUAAUAUAGUGAUUUUAACCCCUACUGGUUCUCCAAAUGAUGACAAUGAGAUUUUUCAUGCUACACAAAUGUACAAAGAAGAAUUCCUACUAAAUGAUGAUGAAUAUCUAGAUAUUUGCGCAGAUGAAGCUAUCUUUAGGAGGUUAAUCAAAUCACGUACUCAAUGGGAAAAAAUAAGACCCAUAUUAGGGGCAAUUGGUGUUCGUUUUUUGGAUAAACUUCAAGCUGUUGUCGACUAUAGAUCAAUAAAAAGAGACAUUACAGCUGGACCGAUAAAUGAAAAUAUAUGCAUUAGAGUUUGGUAUUUUUAUUAUGAAUAUUUUGCAAUGUGGAAAAGUCACCUUAUUGGAAUACGCAUUGGUAACUAUAAAUUACAACAGGACAGUCUAACAGCUUUUGCACUUCUCUUUCCAGCUGCAGGCAAAAAUAACUAUAUAACAUCUGUUGCUCAUUUUCUAUCAAUUCUUAAAAAAUUUCCCAAGUUAGAAGAAAAACUCCAAUAUUGUACUUCUAUUAAUUUGGCAAGAAAAGGACACUACCCAGCAUUUGAUGAAGCUUUGGAAAUGCGUGGUGUUGGGUAUAUCAAACAAAAUAUAAUCGGAAAAGUUGUUGAUCAGGAAAAUUUAACUCUUCAGAUCCAAGCCACUCAAGAAGAAAGGAAGAGAAUUGAUACAUUAUUAAAUGAAUUUUUAGACCCCUAUAAUUAUGACAGGAAUGAUCGUAAAGUGAACAACAGAAUUGAUCCUUUAUGGAAGUUGAUAGAAAAUUUGGUUGAGAUUUUUCAAAUGGAUAAUUAUACAGAUCAUGAACUUUUUAAAAAAAAUCCGCCAUCACAAUUAACUCCAGAAGGUUUAAAAAAAUUGAGCAGUGCUUAUAAUGAAGGAUUGAAAAGAAUAAAAGACGUUUAUUGUCAGGAAGUCAUUAAAACUGAACGGAUAAAUACAAAAGGAAGACACCAUUUGGAAAUAGUUAAAACAGAUAUAAGAUCGAUAUUAAGUUCGUUAUUACUUAAAGAUACAAUGCCAACUGAAACAGAAAUUAAUAAUGUUUUAAUAAAUUUACCAGCUGAAUGGGAUAGUCAGAGAGUUAAACAUUAUUAUAAUAAUAAUAAGAUGUCCAAAAAAAAGAAAUAA